UUGCAGGGUAUUGAGAAAAUAUGGCCAUUGCAAGCUUUAGUUUACCUUUUACAUAUCUUCAAAAACCUUCUUCUUGUUCUUGCAGAUGCAGCAGCUCGUUUGAGAAGCCAAUUUUUGCCUUUUCUUCUAAUGGUAUAGCCAACAAAGCUCUGCAGGAAAUUCGAAAUUCUGGAGUUAUCGCUUGCCUUCGAGCCCAAAAUGCAGACCUGGCUAAUCGAGCUGCACGUGCAGCAUUGGAUGGUGGAAUUUCAGCUCUGGAAAUUGUGAUGUCCACUCCCGAUGUUUUUGAGGUGUUAAGAAACCUAGUACUUGAUUAUCCGGCAAAAACUUUUGGAGUUGGAACAGUGUUACAGGCUAAAGAUGCCAAAGAUUCUAUAAAGGCUGGAGCUAAGUUUCUUAUGAGUCCUGCAACAGUUAUGGAUAUUCUAGUUGGUGUCUCAGAGAGUGAUGUUCUGUAUAUACCUGGGGUAAUGACCCCCACGGAGAUAUUAUCUGCUUUCAGUGCUGGUGCCAGGAUUGUCAAGGUUUAUCCCGUCUCUGCACUCGGUGGUGUUGGGUACAUUUCAGCUCUGAAAAGGCCUUUUUCUCAUAUCCCUAUGGUGGCAUCACAAGGCAUAACAAUAGAUUUGAUCGAGCAAUACAUUAGUCAGGGAGCAUCAGCAGUUGUUCUAUCAGAUGCCAUAUUUGACAAAGAGGCAAUGAGUCAACGGAAUUUUGAUAGAAUAUAUCAACUUGCAAGCCAUGCAACUUUGCAGGGUAAACAAGUUGUUGAAAGGUUAGAAUGUUAGGUGCUGAUGCAUCUUUCGAUUUGUUAAAACCUCAUGGAACUGCAAGGGUUAAUGAGAAGCGAGAAAUCAGAUUAUGCCAUCUGUCAUCCUGCUUGAAGUUUG
Solanum verrucosum is the source of this 890-nucleotide messenger RNA. RefSeq lists its product as uncharacterized. Bases 21 to 788 code for a protein of 255 amino acids. The transcript has 9 exons. Gene Ontology annotation, molecular function: lyase activity. The record is from RefSeq and is a predicted model, not a curated record. NCBI's taxonomy places the organism in Eukaryota, Viridiplantae, Streptophyta, Magnoliopsida, Solanales, Solanaceae.